AUGAAGCGGGAUGACUUUAACUCUUUAACGUCCCCCUCCUACCCUCCUACCUCCCAGUUCAUUGAGUGCACAGGAGGAGCCAUUGCUUCCAUUCCUAACUGGACACUGAGAGGGACGCAGCUAAUGAAUGGAACAUCUAUGUCUUCCCCCAAUGCAUGUGGAGGCAUUGCCCUGAUCCUUUCAGGUCUGAAAGCUAAUAACAUUGACUACACAGUUCAUUCAGUCAGAAGAGCUCUAGAAAACACUGCAGUGAAGGCUGACAAUAUCGAAGUAUUUGCUCAAGGACAUGGUAUUAUUCAGGUUGAUAGAGCCUAUGACUACCUCGUUCAGAAUACAUCAUUUGCUAAUAAAUUAGGUUUUACUGUUACUGUUGGAAAUAACCGUGGCAUCUACCUCCGAGAUCCUGUUCAGGUGGCUGCACCUUCAGAUCAUGGCGUUGGCAUUGAACCUGUAUUUCCAGAGAACACAGAAAACUCUGAAAAAAUAUCCCUUCAGCUUCAUUUAGCUCUGACUUCAAAUUCAUCUUGGGUUCAGUGUCCCAGCCAUUUGGAACUCAUGAAUCAAUGUAGACACAUAAACAUACGUGUGGAUCCCAGGGGCCUAAGAGAAGGAUUGCAUUAUACAGAGGUAUGUGGCUAUGAUAUAGCAUCCCCUAACGCAGGUCCGCUCUUCAGAGUUCCUAUCACUGCAGUUAUAGCAGCAAAAGUAAAUGAAUCAUCACAUUAUGAUCUAGCCUUUACAGAUGUACACUUUAAACCUGGUCAAAUUCGAAGGCAUUUUAUUGAGGUUCCUGAGGGUGCAACAUGGGCUGAAGUGACAGUGUGUUCGUGUUCUUCUGAGGUGUCAGCAAAGUUUGUUCUACAUGCGGUCCAGCUUGUGAAGCAAAGAGCAUAUCGAAGCCAUGAAUUCUAUAAGUUUUGUUCUCUUCCAGAGAAAGGAACACUGACUGAAGCUUUUCCUGUCCUAGGUGGAAAAGCAAUUGAAUUUUGCAUUGCUCGUUGGUGGGCAAGUCUCAGUGAUGUCAACAUUGAUUAUACCAUUUCUUUCCAUGGGAUAGUGUGUACUGCUCCUCAGUUAAACAUUCCUGCAUCGGAAGGAAUCAACUGUUUUGAUGUUCAGUCCUCCUUGAAAUACGAAGAUCUGGCUCCCUGCAUAACUUUGAAGAACUGGGUCCAAACACUACGCCCAGUGAGUGCAAAAACAAAACCUUUAGGAUCAAGAGAUGUUUUGCCAAAUAACCGUCAGCUUUAUGAGAUGGUCCUGACAUAUAACUUUCAUCAGCCCAAGAGUGGGGAAGUAACUCCAAGCUGCCCACUACUUUGUGAACUAUUAUAUGAAUCUGAAUUUGACAGCCAACUGUGGAUUAUUUUUGACCAGAACAAAAGACAGAUGGGUUCAGGUGAUGCCUAUCCACAUCAGUAUUCUUUGAAACUGGAGAAAGGAGAUUAUACAGUUCGACUGCAGAUUCGCCAUGAGCAAAUCAGUGAUUUGGAACGCCUUAAAGUUCCAUUUAUUGUUUCUCAUAGAUUGUCUAAUACCUUGAGCUUAGAUAUUCAUGAAAAUCAUAGUUUUGCACUUCUAGGGAAGAAGAAAUCAAACAAUUUGACAUUACCACCCAAAUAUAACCAGCCAUUCUUUGUUACUUCCUUACCUGACGAUAAAAUACCUAAAGGGGCAGGACCUGGAUGCUAUCUUGCAGGAUCCUUAACAUUGUCAAAGACUGAACUGGAAAGAAAGCUGUAA
Nomascus leucogenys (northern white-cheeked gibbon) is the source of this 1743-nucleotide messenger RNA. RefSeq names its product tripeptidyl-peptidase 2-like. Gene Ontology annotation, biological process: proteolysis. Gene Ontology annotation, molecular function: serine-type endopeptidase activity; tripeptidyl-peptidase activity. Gene Ontology annotation, cellular component: cytosol. Lineage: Eukaryota; Metazoa; Chordata; Mammalia; Primates; Hylobatidae. The record is from RefSeq and is a predicted model, not a curated record.